Messenger RNA from Paramisgurnus dabryanus, 3390 nucleotides. NCBI's taxonomy places the organism in Eukaryota, Metazoa, Chordata, Actinopteri, Cypriniformes, Cobitidae. The record is from RefSeq and is a predicted model, not a curated record.
AAUUCUCACCAGCGGUGUUUUGGUAGUACAGUGAGGGAUUUCUCAAUAGUUAGGAAGAGUGUUCAAACUAACUGAUUGAUCGUUGCCAAUAAUAAGGUUUGUUGUGUUUUUUUAUGUAGAAUUGACAGGUCUAAUCACAAAUGUUGCUGGCGGAAGUGAAAAAGCUAAAAGUGGCCGAAUUGCGUGCCAUGUUAACCGAGCGAGGUCUCGACCCAAAAGGCCUGAAGGCCGAGCUGGUAGGUCGGCUCAUAUCGGCGAUUGAAGCUGGCGUUGAGCCCAUUAAAAGUGGAAGUGAAGGAGGAGAUGUAUGUGAGACGAUUGAUCAAACGAGUGAAACUCCUGCAGAGGAGCAACAAAAAGAGAGGCGCGUUAAAGCGCAGUCUCCAGUAUGCACUAUUCCCUCCAGCCAGAGUAUGCAUACUUACACUGAUCAGAGUACACAAACCGAGCCGUAUCAACUGUGUUCAUGCGCUGUCACGAGUAACACACCGCAGCAGCAGACCUCUAGGAACUCGGAGGACAUUAUUAAAGAUCUACAUCAACAAACAAAGGGCGUACAACAGCAGUCAGCCGAUCCCGUGGAUCCUGUCGCCUUGGCAACCGCUGCUGCAGUGGACCAGGAUGCUGUGUCAGAAUGCUCAUCAACAGUCUUUGCAAAUCCAGUGUCAGAUGGACCACGUGAGCAAGAUCACUUGCUCAAUAUACAGACAGAUGAACCUGAGACUGUGGAUACCACCCUGGAGGAUAGAGAAGGAAUGAAGAGGCUUAAUGGCGAGAGAGGCAGAGAUUUUUAUGAGUUUAAAGAGGAAGUUCAUUACAACAGAGCUAAGACACCAGAGCCUCUGCUGGACACUGGAGAUGAAUCUGAAAUAGACUUUGAGGAUAUUAGACUGGAUUCCUAUAACUGUGACCUGCAUUUCGAAGUGAGUUCUGAUGGAAGCAGUGGACAGCCUUUGCUCUGGGAGAAAUUCCCUCUGCUUUGGUCUGGGUGUAGAUUGACCCAUGGAUUUUGUCAAGGAAAGGUCGGAUUCGAAGCAAAGUUUGUGAAGUGUCUGUCGACGCCUGCGUUAGACACGAGUUAUGUCUCCGACCUGCACAUGCUCAGAGUGGGUUGGUCUGUGGACAACACAAGCUUUCAGUUAGGAGAAGUAGAGCUUUCGUAUGGUUUUGAUGGGCGUGGCAAGAUGGUAACAAAGGGACAGGAGGAGGAGUUUGGUGAACCCUUCUCAGAAGGGGACAUCAUUGGGUGUUUCGCUGACAUCAGUGAACGAGGAGAAGUGUCACUUUCAUUUCACAAAAACGGACGUUUUCUUGGAGCGCCGUUUCAGGUGACCGCGUCCGCUCUAAAAGGUCAAGCUCUCUAUCCUCAUGUACUUUGCAAAAACUGCUCAGUAUCGGUUAAUCUCGACCCAGAUAGUACCUGGCAUCCAUUCCCUGCAGGUUUCUGCACGCUGACCUCACUUCCUCCUGGUCAGAGGACUCGCGCUCUUUUACCGCCAGCAUCAAGAAGUGACUGUGAGGUGUUGUUGAUGGUUGGUAUGCCAGGUUCUGGAAAGACCCACUGGGCUCAGUCUCAUAUUGCUCAGAAUCCACGGAAACGUUAUAAUCUUCUAAGUACAAACUCUGUAUUGGACUGCAUGAGGAUGCAACCUGGAGGCAGUCAUAGAGAUCUGAUGUUACAGCAAGCCACUCAAUGUGUCAGUCAUCUGAUCAGAAUAGCUGCAAACAAACGGAGGAACUACAUCAUUGACCAGGUCAACAUCUAUCCAUCUGCCCAGCGACACAAAAUGAUGUGUUUCCAUGGUUACCAUCGAAAAGCAGUGGUGGUUUGCCCAGAAGAUGCGGUGUGGAAGAGACGUCUCGUACAGCACCGGAAGGAGGAAGGCAUGGAUAUUCCAGAAAUAUCCCUUUUGAAAGCCAAAGCGAGCUUCACGCUGCCACAGCAGAAUGAUGAGUAUUUGGAUGAAGUGAUGUUUGUGGAGCUCUGCUCGGACGAGGCCUCGAAGCUCCUGACACUGUAUAAAGAAGAAGCACGGAAACUUCUACCCACACCUCCGAAACGCAAAAAACACAGACAUGGAAGUCAGAAGCGCCUCGUACAUCAUUGUGGAUGGAGAGGAGGUCCAUAUAGGUGUCAAUCACAUAACCGUUGCUUACUAGAGAAAAAUAGUUGGCAUCAGCCUUCCUCUGGUCAGUCUUACGGGUGCAGCAGUGACCCACAGAGAUACAGGAAGUAUUACAGACCCUACACUGGACAGUGGUGUGACCAAACCCAGGAUUAUUACAGCAGCUUGAAUUAUGGUUGUUCAACUUGAGUUAAUUUUUGUGCUUUUAAAAAAAAACUUUUGUAUAGCAGGAUGAUAUUUAAACACUCCACUGCCACCACAAUCAUACAAUGUUUUAUUUUGAUAAUUCAUCCUUUUAAAAACUGUUCUCCCUGUCUGUAACUUUAUUAACAAAUGUCAUUGCUCACCACAUCUACCUUGCUAGAAUGUGUUUUUUUUUCCCUUUAUUUGAUAGUAUGUAAGGAGAGGACAUAAAACUCAAUAUCAAACCCAUAUGAUAUGUGACCCUGUACCACAAAACCAGUCAUAAGUAGCACUGGUAUAUUUGUAGAAACAAUACAUUGUAAGGGUCAAAGUUAUUGCCAUUAGGAUAUUAAGUAAGGGAUAAUGUAGAGGCAGCCGGUAGUUAUUGGGAAAUAAGCCCCGACAGUGUGAUCAGGACUCGACGCGAAGCGGAGGGUCUUGUAUCACACUGAAGGGGGUUAUUUCCCAAUAACUACCGGCUGCCUCUACAUUAUCCCACUUAUUACACGGCUACUUGCCACAUAAGAAAAAAAACUGGACAUGAAUAUGAAUUUUAAACAUUUUAUUGGCAUAUUUGUUUUAAAUUAACAUUUUUAUCCUUCCGCGAAACUUUGCACAGAUGCAUAAAAUGAUCGCAAUACCUUAUUAAGAUCCUCUGCUUCAUACUUGUCUGUCUCCAUUUUUUUCUCUUUAACCAGUCUUUGAGAAGUUUUAAUCCCCAUUCUUUAUUUUUGUGUGUGUUGGCUUCGUAGCUGUCAUGCUCUAUUUUGUCAAGUUCAGUCUCAGUAAGCUGUCUGUGUCUUGUCGUGGUUGUCGAGUGUUUGUCACAAGAUGGCGCCAAACAGAUAAAGAUCUUAUUGAUCUUUAUUGGCGCGGAGCGAUUUUACUCGUGCAAGUAGUCCGGCUAUGCGUUAUUACUUUGGAGCGGUUAUUAUUUGAAAUAACGAACCUGCAAAUGUCUCAACUGACCAAUCAGAAUCAAGCAUUCCAGAGAGCCGUGUAAUAAGUAAAGAUCAUGUUCUUCUGUGAAGAUAUUCUGUACAUUUUCUACUGUAAAUAUAUAAACAUGUAGUUAUCAUUA